CAACAAAUCUGUAUCCUGUCUGCGUUUGAAACCACGAAUACAGGAAAAGAAGUUUAAAAACACAACGAAACAAUGACACUUGUUGAAUUCACGUUGUUGCAGAAGGUUAUUUUGUCCGGUUAUGCGUUUCGAUGUUAUUUUUAACCACUUUAUUGUCACGAAGGUUUGCCACACGAAUUGCAACACCAAAACUGUUUGAAAACCACCAAUGCUGCAUAUCUAGAAAAUCCUUUAUAUCCCAUUUACAAAAACACUGGAAAGGAGAAUUAAAAAUAAUGAAGCUCCAAAGUCCAGUGUUAGAUAACCUUAUGACGCCAGAAAUGAAGAAAUUGAGUGAUCUGUUCAAGAAAUAUAAUUUUGAGUUGCGAAUAGCAGGAGGGGCUGUUCGAGAUGUCCUGUUGGACAAAGUGCCUCACGAUAUUGACUUUGCCACAACUGCCACCCCUACACAAAUGAAAGAAAUAUUUACAAAAGAGGGCAUCCGAAUGGUUAACAUGAAUGGAGAAAAACAUGGCACUAUUACGGCAAGGAUAGAUGAUAAGGAGAAUUUUGAAGUGACAACAUUGAGAAUUGAUGUAGUGACGGACGGCCGAAGGGCAGAGGUUGCUUUCACCACUGACUGGCAGAUUGAUGCCAACAGAAGAGAUCUUACAAUUAAUGCCAUGUUUCUAGAUUUUCAGUGGAAUUUGUAUGACUACUUCAAUGGUAGGGAGGAUCUGGCCAAUCGGAGGAUCAGGUUUGUGGGGGACGCCACCGAGAGGAUACAGGAGGAUUACUUGAGAAUUAUGAGAUACUUCAGAUUUUUUGGAAGAAUAGCUGAUUCAAACACUGUUCAUGAAGAGGUAACUUUGGAGGCCAUUAAGCAGAAUGUACAUGGAUUAAAAACUAUUUCUGGUGAACGCCUUUGGAUGGAGUUCUCUAAGAUUCUGACGGGGAAUUAUGCGGCCAGUCUGAUGAGGACAAUGGUAUCCUGUGGGGUUCAUACUUACUUAGGUUUACCUGAGAGUUGUAACCUGGAAGAGUUUGAGAGGGUGUGUGGGGUGACAGAGGAGAAAGGCUGCCACGUCAUGACCAGACUUGUAGCUCUACUGUCCACAGACGAUGAGCUGUAUGAUUUGGACAAAAGAAUCAAGUUUUCCAAUGAGGAGUUUGCUGCUGGAAUUUUCAUAAUUCACAACAGAGACACGCCAAUGGGGGAAGAUAAAAUGAAAUUCUGUCAAUACCUGCUAGUCGAUUCUACAGGUAAACAAAAAGUUACAUUUGACCACAUCUGUGAACUUUUGAAAUAUAAAAACGAAACGGAUUUACUGGAAGAAUUCCGCCAGUGGACACCACCAGUUUUACCCGUUAGUGGAAAUGACUUGGUAUCGGCUAAUAUUCCGAAGGGACCAUUAUUUAAACGGACAUUAGAUGAAGUGAGACAGGUCUGGAAGCUGAGUGACUUUAGUUUGACUAGAGAGGAACUUCUGGAGAGGGUGCCUCAGAUUCUAGAGAAUGUGAAGUCAACUCCAAGAAAACAGAGCCCCAAACCGAAACGGAAAAGAAAAGCGUGAUAAAUAAGUGGUGUAAAAUUUUCUCCAAGAGUUAUCUUUCUUUGGCCAGUUUUAAAACUGAAUGUAUGGAAGUGUGUUUCAGAACUGCUGAUAUACACGAAUAUGAACUUGUUGAUUUUUUUUU
This is a messenger RNA of Saccostrea cuccullata (small rock oyster), 1677 nucleotides long. Its product is annotated as CCA tRNA nucleotidyltransferase 1, mitochondrial-like. The coding region runs from base 132 to 1553 and encodes 473 amino acids. The record is from RefSeq and is a predicted model, not a curated record. Gene Ontology annotation, cellular component: mitochondrion. Gene Ontology annotation, biological process: tRNA 3'-terminal CCA addition; mitochondrial tRNA 3'-end processing. Gene Ontology annotation, molecular function: nucleotidyltransferase activity; tRNA binding. Lineage: Eukaryota; Metazoa; Mollusca; Bivalvia; Ostreida; Ostreidae. The transcript has 8 exons.